Lucilia sericata (common green bottle fly) is the source of this 491-nucleotide messenger RNA. RefSeq lists its product as uncharacterized. The coding region runs from base 60 to 443 and encodes 127 amino acids. The transcript is spliced from 4 exons. The record is from RefSeq and is a predicted model, not a curated record. NCBI's taxonomy places the organism in Eukaryota, Metazoa, Arthropoda, Insecta, Diptera, Calliphoridae.
AUUCGAAGCAUUUUCGAAAGCUUUUUAACUAAGAACCUUUAAGCGAGAGCUCGUUUAUCAUGAAACGGUCUUUUAUAAAAAUUUUGUUUAAAUAUUUUUUAAGUUUCUGCCUAUUUCAAAAGGUAUUAUCACAAGUUCCAGACUGUCAAUUUCCUGAACACCAUCCUGAGAACCAAGUAGCCAAUAAUCUUAUCAAUGAUAAAGAAGCGUGCACUAACACCUAUGUCGAAUGUAUAAAUACAGCUGACGAGACCUGUUUUGAAACAUAUAAUAAUUGUUUGCAAGAGGCAUUAGAGAAUUUCAAAGAAGCUGCCGUAGAUUAUGAUCUUUUAAUCAAACUUUUUAUGGAGGCACAAAAUGAAGCUGAUGUAGAUUGCAAUGCACUUUGUUUAUAUGAUAUACUUUUUAAGAAAUUAUUGGAAAAUCAUAUAUUUUGUGGAUAAAGAUUGUUUAAAUAUUGCAAAUAAAGUUAUGACGGUUAUAAAUUAAAA